AUGGGGAUUCCAAAAGUGACUGUGUUGAUAUCUGGUUCCGGUUCGAAUCUUCAAGCUCUCAUCGAUGCUAAAGAACAAGGUACGUUGCCAAUAGACCUUGUCAAGGUGGUUUCCUCAAGCGUUAAAGCUUAUGGGCUUGUUCGGGCUUCCAAUCAUAGUAUUCCAACAGCAAUACAUUCAUUGUAUUCAUAUACAAAGAGUAUAUCUAAGGAUGAUAAAAAGGCACGUAUUCAGGCCAGAGUGCGGUUUGAAGAAGAGCUUGCAGAAUUGAUUUUGAGAGAUGCGCCAGAUCUUGUAGUAUGUGCUGGAUGGCUGCUUAUUUUGGGUCCUUCGUUUUUAAAGAAACUUGGUGAUAUCCCUAUCAUCAACCUACACCCUGCGCUUCCUGGGGCUUUUGAUGGCACCACGCAUGCGAUUGAGAUGGCAUGGACAAAAUGCCAGAAUGAUAGUAAGCCAUUAAUUGCAGGGUGUAUGGUACAUUAUGUAAUUGAAGAAGUCGAUAAGGGCGAGCCCCUGGUCGUUAAGGAACUGGAGAUUGUUCCAGGAGCUGAAACCUUGGAUCAAUAUGCGGAGCGUGUACACCAGGCGGAGCACCGAGCCAUCGUUGAGGGUACCAUUAAAGCACUUCAGCAGCAGAAAAAGCUUUAA
Messenger RNA from Eremothecium sinecaudum, 648 nucleotides. It is a transcript of the gene ADE8, whose product is annotated as phosphoribosylglycinamide formyltransferase. The coding region runs from base 1 to 648 and encodes 215 amino acids. The record is from RefSeq and is a predicted model, not a curated record. The transcript has a single exon. Lineage: Eukaryota; Fungi; Ascomycota; Saccharomycetes; Saccharomycetales; Saccharomycetaceae. Gene Ontology annotation, biological process: 'de novo' IMP biosynthetic process. Gene Ontology annotation, molecular function: phosphoribosylglycinamide formyltransferase activity. Gene Ontology annotation, cellular component: cytoplasm.